Messenger RNA from Morone saxatilis (striped sea-bass), 1266 nucleotides. RefSeq lists its product as uncharacterized. The record is from RefSeq and is a predicted model, not a curated record. Lineage: Eukaryota; Metazoa; Chordata; Actinopteri; Moronidae.
AACGGUUUCACGAUGGACAAUCCCCCAAAAAGAGACUGUACCUUCAGUGUUUCUGUUUUCCAUCACACUGUUGUCCUGCUCCUGCUAACAAGCUGCUGUACAGGUCAGCUUCAGGUCAUUGGUCCUCCUCGGCCACUAGUGGCAUUUAUUGGUUAUGACAUCAUUUUGCCAUGCCACCUGCAACCUGCCGUGGAUGCUGCUACCACAACUGUGGAGUGGUCGAGACCUGACCUGAAACCCAGAUUUGUCCAUGUGUGGCGUUCGGGUCAAGAACUUCUGGAUGAUCAGCAUCCAUCCUACAAAGGAAGAACAUCGCUGUUCAUCGAAAACCUGAAGCAGGGAAACAUUUCACUGAAACUCUCCAGAGUGAAACUAUCUGAUGAGGGAACAUACAAAUGCUUCAUUCCCAUGUUGAAUAUAGACUCUACUGUUGAGCUUGUCUUUGCUGCUCCCAAUGAGGAGGCCAUCUUUAUAGAAAUCAGCUGUGAGGUUGGAGGAAGUCUUGGUUCUGCAGCGCAGAGUCACAGCGUCACCCUUCAUCACUGGAAGAUGCAUUACCUGAAGGAUGGAUGGCUAUCUAAACCUCGACUUGGUGCCAUCUGCGCUUUGCUUUUCCAUCAGACGGCUGUCUUCCUUUUCCUAACACAAUGUUGCGGAGGUCAGUCUCAGAUGUUCGGUCCAUCGCAGCCAAUUGUGGCAGCGGUUGGUGAUGACAUCGUGUUACCAUGCCGCCUGGAACCUGCUGUGGAUGUCACUGACCAAACUGUAGAGUGGACCAGACCUGACCUGAGUCCUAGAUUUGUCCAUGUGUGGCGUGAUGGUGUGGAACUCGAGGCUAAAAAACAUCCGUCCUAUGUAGGAAGGGUGUCAUUGUCCAUCAACAAACUGAAACAUGGAGAUAUUUCAUUGAGACUCUACAAAGUAAAACUCUCUGAUGAGGGAAUAUACAGAUGUUUCAUUCCCACACUGAAUAGGGAAUCUUCUGUCAAGCUUGCUGUUGGUGCAGUCUCCUCACUCAUCAUCAGCUUUAUGAGGACUAAGACAGAUGAAGACAUCAACGGAGUGAUUCUACAGUGUGAGUCUAACGGCUGGUAUCCAGUCCAGAGCCUGAGUGGGUCCGGCUGGAUGGUGGGAGGGAAACCUCCUCUUGCUGGACCUACAGAGACAGUCAGAGGCAACAACUUGACAUCAGACGUGAAACACGAGAACUUCAACUCGCUCAUGAGGGGAAAAAGAUACACUGCAGGUGAUGACAGAAAGCAUUGA